Messenger RNA from Plasmodium yoelii, 1602 nucleotides. Its product is annotated as conserved protein, unknown function. The record is from RefSeq and is a predicted model, not a curated record. The transcript is spliced from 2 exons. The coding region runs from base 1 to 1602 and encodes 533 amino acids. NCBI's taxonomy places the organism in Eukaryota, Apicomplexa, Aconoidasida, Haemosporida, Plasmodiidae.
AUGAACGAACAAAAUGAUGUAAUAAAACAUUCUGAUUUCCAUUUGUCCAAACAUGGUAAUAAACGAAUCAGAAUUAACAAAUUUAAUGAUAAUGUAAAAUAUAUAAUUUCAAGAUUUACAAAUCAUAAUGAAAUUGAUAGAUUGCCCCCUCCUGUAACAUUCAUAGAAAACGAUACACCCAAUUAUUGGCUACUGAAAAACACAUCCACAGAUAAAUGCAAAAUAAAUCAUAAAUCUUAUGUAUCUAAAAAAUGUAAUUUAAAUACAGAUGUAUUCUUUGUUUUAAUUGAAAAUGAAGAGUAUUCAGAAUUAUACCCUGUUUCAAAUUGGCAAGUUUUUGAACCCGAUUUGUCAGAAAAGUCACUAAAUGUAUAUAAUGCAGAUAUUACACAAAAUAAAUUAAAAAUAGAAAAAAAUAAUAAAAGAUUAGAUGAAAUUAUUGAAAGAUUAAAAAAUAAAGAAGAAAUUAUGAAAACUAAUUUAAAAACAAAAGAUAUAUCUAAAAAAAAAACACUUAUAAAUAAUCAUGAUAAUAUAUCUAAUACUACAUCUGUACAUUCUGGUAAAAACUUCAAAAAUUAUUACUCCUCUUCUGAUGAUGAUUUAGGACUAAAAAAACAAGAAAAAAAAAGAUUAAAAAAUUUAUAUAAAUUAAAAAAAAGAGAAAAUAAAGAUGAAAUCGAUUAUGUUGAUUCAGCUUUAUCUAUAACAGAAAUUAGAAAAAAUAAAUCAACUUGGGAUUAUAAUGAUGAUGGAAAAAGAAGUGAUGAUGAAGAUUUAUAUAUCCAAGAAUCUGCACAUGAAUUUUUUGAUGAUGAAGAUGAAAAUGAAGAAUCAGAUAACAACUCUGGAAAUGAAGAAUCUAUAUUAACAUCAUAUGGCCAAGCUAUGAAAUCAUUAUUAAAACAACAAAUAAAUGAUGAAGAAGAUGAAGAAUUAAACCAAUAUUCUGAUGAUGAAGAUGAAGAAGAAGAAGAUGAUGACGAUGAUGAUGAUGAUGAUGAUGAAGAAGUAAAUAAACAAGACACUAAUUCAAUAAUGAAAGAUAAAAAUAUUAUAAAAAAAAGAAAUAUAGAAAAUAAAUCACAAAUUGGUAUUGAUCAUGUUAGAAAUAAAGGAAACAAAAUUAAUAAAAAAAGAAAAAAUAAUAAUCCUGAUAUUGAUACAAAUAAUAAAUUUGAUAGUGAAAAAGAUGAAGAAGAUGAAGAUGAUGAUGAAGAAGAUGAAGAUGAAGAUGAUGAAGAUGAAGAUGAUUAUAAUAAUAAUAGAGGACGUACAAAUAUUAAAAAUGAAACAAAUGAAAAAAAUGAAACUAAUAAAAUACAUAAUAUUAAUGAAUAUAUAAAAGAAAAAAUUAGAAAAAAUGAAAUACAAUUAAAAAAAGAAAAUUGUGCUAAAAUUUUAUUAAAAAUUAUUGAAAAAAAUAAUGGAAAAAUGGAUAUAUUAACUUUAUUAGAUAUUUUAAACAUAAAAGAAAAAAAUCAAAAUUUCAUACUUGUACAAAAAUAUAUAAAAGAAUUAUGUAUUAUUAGUUCUCAAACAGUAAAUAAUAAAAAGGUUAAAAUGGUAGCAGUCAAGCCAAAGUAUCUAUCGAAGAAAUGA